AAAUUAGUUCCGGUAACCAUAGGAUUGAGAUUCCAUUCUGGGCAAAUAGAGUUCUCCGCUUUGGAGCCCCAAAGUUACAGUUGAAGUCUGUGAAUCCAUCCACCUUUGUCUCUUUCACCCGCAGUGACGAUACACUCAAUUCAUCUAACAUGCAUGCACACACAAUCACUCUCCUUUUCUAAUUACUCUUCCUUCUACUCAUACACCCAGCUCCAGGGGAUUUUCUGAUCAUACUCAAUCAAGCUUUUUUUCGGUUUCUUUUCCUCGAUUGGCCCGUGGGAACACGGCGCCGCAAGACUGGGUUCUGACUUCUGACUCGUGGGCAGCUCAGACUUUGGAAUUUAAUUCCAGACUGUUAAAAUCAAGUUGUUCCUAAAUUGUCAUGCUGAAUGCUGCUUCCCAUCGGUGGGGGUGGGAUGAAUUCUACAAUGGAUGACAUGAAUUUGAUUCAGCAGGCUCAGAGGCAUCACCUGGUGGUAAGGGAGAUAGAAGAGAUUGAUUUGGAAAUUGGACCGGGGGAUGAUGAUGGCCACUCGUUUGCCCAGAACAGUCUGAUUGCUGUUACACCACAAGAAUCUUCAGCUGAUGAGCACAGAGAGAACAAGCACAUGAUGGUUUCUCAACUUCCUACCGACAGUGAGGAUAUGUCAAAGACACAACCAGUGAAAAAGAAGAAAAAGGUUGUCAAAAGAUGGAGAGAAGAAUGGGCUGAUACAUAUAAGUGGGCCUAUGUUGAUGUGAAAGAUGGAACACCAAGGAUAUUCUGCUCAGUUUGCAGGGACUAUGGUCGGAAGCAUCGAAGGAAUCCUUAUGGAAAUGAAGGCAGUAGAAACAUGCAGAUGAGUGCAUUGGAAGAGCAUAAUAAUAGUUUACUUCACAAAGAGGCUCUUCGUCUCCAGAUGGCCUCCAAAGAUAAACUUGUUGCUGAUAAACCAGUAUAUGUGAAAGCACUCAUGUCAAAAACAUCUGGAUCAAUUAUUGAAGCGGCAUUGAAAAGAGAUCCUCAAGAAGCUGAGUUUAUACAGUGCAUUCAAGAGGCAGUUCAUGCAUUAGAAAGAGUGAUUUCAAAAAACUCCAAUUAUGUCAGCAUGAUGGAGCGGCUAUUAGAACCUGAACGUAUGAUUAUCUUUCGAGUUCCAUGGGUUGAUGAUAGGGGUGAGACACAUGUGAAUCGUGGAUUUCGGAUUCACUUCAAUCAGACACUUGGUCCAUGCAGGGGCGGUCUCCGUUUCCACUCAUCAAUGAACUUAAGCAUUGCCAAGUUUCUUAGUUUUGAACAGACUUUAAAGAAUGCCUUAUCUCCAUAUAGACUAGGUGGUUCUUCAGGUGGAAGCGAUUUUGAUCCAAAAGGCAAAAGUGACAGUGAGAUCAUGCGAUUUUGUCAAAGCUUUAUGAAUGAAUUAUUUCGUUAUUUGGGCCCUGACAAGGACCUUCCCACAGAGGAGAUGGGUGUUGGCACACGUGAAAUGGGUUUCCUAUAUGGUCAAUAUCGUCGGCUGGCGGGUCAAUCUCAGGGAAGUUUUACAGGACCUAGAGUGAAUUGGUCAGGCUCGAGUCUUCGCACUGAGGCUACUGGCUAUGGAUUGGUUUUCUUUGCACAGCUUAUUCUUGCAGACAUGAACAAAGAAUUAAAAGGACUAAGGUGUGUGGUUAGUGGUUCUGGAAAAAUUGCAAUGCAUGUCCUAGAGAAGCUUAUUGCAUAUGGGGCUGUUCCCAUCACUGUAUCAGAUUCAAAAGGUUAUCUGGUGGAUGAAGAUGGAUUUGAUUUCAUGAAAAUAUCUUUCCUAAGAGACAUUAAAGCUCAGCAUAGAAGUUUAAGAGAUUACUCAAAAACUUAUGCUCGCUCAAAAUACUAUGAUGAAUCAAAGCCUUGGAAUGAAAGGUGUGAUGUGGCAUUCCCCUGUGCCUCACAGAAUGAAAUUGAUCAUUCUGAUGCCGUUAACUUGGUAAACUCGGGUUGUCGCAUAGUUGUAGAAGGCUCAAAUAUGCCUUGUACCCCUGAGGCAGUUGACGUUCUGAGGAAGGCUAAUGUUAUAGUUGCUCCUUCUAUGGCUGCUGGGGUGGGAGGGGUAGUUGCUGGGGAACUGGAACUGAAGGAGUGUAACUUAAACUGGUCUCCCGAGGAUUUUGAAUCAAAGCUACAGGAAGCAAUGAAACUGACAUAUCAAAGAGCAUUAAAAGCAGCAAGUGACUUCGGUUAUCAGAAAGAGAGUCCUGAGGCUUUGGUACAUGGAGCUGCAAUUUCCGCCUUUCUUACCAUUGCCAAUGGCAUGACAGAUCAAGGGUGCGUGUAGUUUCACACCCUCAUCCCCCGGGCUUCCUUCCUUCCUUCCUUCAAUGCUUCUUCAUACAAGCCUGAGAUGCAUCUUACUUGGUGCAAAUAUGAAACUAAAGAUGUCAGGCAUUGCAGUAUCGCGCUGUGCCGCUGCCAGUUUAAUGCAUUAUUUGGGCAGCCAAGGAAACUGCACAUCUCAAUGGUGUGUUUUGUGUACUGUAGACUGUAGUUGAACACUGAAUUGCCCAUGUUUGGGAUAGCUAUAACAGGGGAAAGGUGUAAAAGGUGGUGUUGGAACUGUUGAACCAAUUAUUCAUUCAAGUAUAAUUCACCUUGUAUUAACAAUGUGGAAUAUUUGGAAGAAGGGAUAAAUUCAUCCACCCCUCUAUCUUACUACAUAUUUGGUUUCAA
Ipomoea nil (Japanese morning glory) is the source of this 2686-nucleotide messenger RNA. RefSeq names its product NADP-specific glutamate dehydrogenase. Bases 390 to 2294 code for a protein of 634 amino acids. Lineage: Eukaryota; Viridiplantae; Streptophyta; Magnoliopsida; Solanales; Convolvulaceae. The transcript is spliced from 16 exons. Gene Ontology annotation, molecular function: L-glutamate dehydrogenase (NADP+) activity. Gene Ontology annotation, cellular component: cytosol. The record is from RefSeq and is a predicted model, not a curated record.